UCUAGGAACAGAGUGCGGGCCCUUAGCAGUAGUCUUCCCGAAGCAGCAGAGAAUGAAAGGGGAGCAAACUCUAUCAGAAUGGAAGAGAGCUUCACAAUUCACCUUGGUGCACAGAUGAAAACGACGCACAACUUACGAUUGCUAUGUACAGAUGUCCUUGACCUUUGCCGACACAAAGCACACACUGUAGGGGGUAUGUUGAUUCCACAACCACAAAGAUUACAGACGGCCAUGUCACUGUAUUCCAAUGAUCUCUGUGCAAUGAUAAUGAUGGUGGACAAUCGUCUGAAUUCAUAUACAGGGCUCAAAAGAGAAUUUGCCAGAGUUUGUGAACAGUCAACAGAUUUCCACUUUCCGGAUCUCGAACAACAGUUUGCAAUAAUAGAACAGGAGCUUGCACUAGCCAGUGAGUAUCGCCAGCAAAACAAACAUACAGAUGAUGCAGACAAAGCCAGCCUCAAGAGCAGUAGCAGCACAUCUAGUGAGGUCAGGGUCAACAAAAGGUUUUUUAAUAAAAGGAGGACUUCUGGGAAUUUGACCAAACAUUCCAAUUUAUCUGAAGUCCAUGUUGUGUUUCAUCUGGUGGCAGACGACGGGAAAAAAGCCUCAGAGAGCGUCAAGUCGUCGGACAUUUCGUCUCGUCACCCUGUCAUACUCAGUAUCAGGAACAUUAUCAAGCUCUGCUUCCGUUACGAUAUCAACACCCUGACCAUACCUCUUCUUCUUUCAAAUGAAAUGACAGAGGAGAUGACCAUCCCCUGGUGUCAGAAGAGAGUGGAGCUCAUGUUUAAGUGUGUCAAGGGCUUCAUGAUGGAGAUGGCAGCCUAUGGUGGAUACAAGUCUCGUAACAUUCAGUUCCUUGUCCCCCCAGUAUGUUAUCAUUCUGAAUAAGAUUUUGAGCUAAUUUGAU
Molecule: messenger RNA, 910 nt
Organism: Saccostrea cuccullata (small rock oyster)
Lineage: Eukaryota; Metazoa; Mollusca; Bivalvia; Ostreida; Ostreidae
Product: protein C12orf4 homolog
Exons: 6
Cellular component (GO): cytoplasm
Source: RefSeq, a predicted model, not a curated record